Ostrea edulis (European flat oyster) is the source of this 4972-nucleotide messenger RNA. Its product is annotated as protein FAM149B1-like. The record is from RefSeq and is a predicted model, not a curated record. NCBI's taxonomy places the organism in Eukaryota, Metazoa, Mollusca, Bivalvia, Ostreida, Ostreidae. Bases 1107 to 3101 code for a protein of 664 amino acids. The transcript has 17 exons.
AGUUGUAAAAAAUAUGUGGGAAAGCCUUGGAAUGUCUCUCUCUCUCCUGACAAACGAUCAUAUUGCACAGUCACCCUCCGAAAUCUUAUAAAUUAUAUACGUAUAGACUGUAUACAUGCUAGGCACAAUAUCCGUGCUGUAUUGAUUGGUGUCUACCCAUGGAUUACAGGACUGUCUUUAACAGCUACAGUCAAACAGAUCUUGUCAUAUAAACUUUCCUUCUUUGGGUUGGUUAGAAAACUUUUUGUUGGAACUUUAUGCUGAUCAAAUCAAAUGUCACGUGGUAUUAUGUUGGGAUUUUCUUGUAAGACAGUAUUUAGUCUUUGCUGAAUAUAACCACAUGCCUUGACUAAAACUUUGUAUUGUCUUAAAUGCCACAAGGCAAUAUAGAAAAAAAGAUCUAUUUAAAUGUUCAGCUAGUGGUAGUUUGUGGAAAUCGCUAUAGACCUGGCUUUUAAUAUCGAAUAGCUGUAUGUUUUGGAGAUCCGUACAGAACCUCUGUAAUGUUUUAAGAGGGAAUUAAGUGAAUGUCAAAUGGAGUGUUAAAAAAUGGAGAGGACUGGGUAACACUACCGCAGGACGAGUGAAACGCGAAGCUUUACGUCUUGUACGGAACAAAUAACUCUGGCUGUUACUUUCAUUAGAUGAAAGGAAAUUAUUUAACAAGUGUAUUCAUCAGGUUUAUUUAUCUUACAGUAGUGCAAAUGUGUAUUUAUGAGAACAUAAUGUGAUAUUGGAAAAAGCGACUUUAAUAUUUGCUCAGAGUUGUUGACACAGUUGAAAUUAUAUGUCAAAAAAUUGUGUUGGAAUAGAAAAUUCUCCUAUAGUGAUCUGAAAUGGAGAUUUAUUGGUCCUCCCAAAAGUCAGUGUAGAUUUGUUCAUUCCUUGAGGUUCAUGUUUGUUUGUUUUCAUGUAUUUGUUGAUAAAGGUUGGCCCAAUUACUGGUUAUAAUACAAGUGUAUUUCGGUGAGCUGUAAAUUUUGUUUAGCCUGUGGACGGAAAGAAAAACGUACGUUUUGGUAGAUCAGGAUCUUUUGACGUGUUGAGGAAUUUAGCAGGAGGGUACAGAUCGAGACACUUUCCCGCUACCUGUCGACAUGUGAAUAAUGUUACAUUUGGAAAUAAGAGGCUCCAAUCCUCGGCCAAAUGUGCCGUCGCGCAUUGGAUAUAUGGUGACUGAACGGUCUCUGAGUGUCACCCCCACCCCGAGACAACACCGUCUCCUGCCAGUAACUCCAGGACGGGGCAUUCCGCAGGGGUCCCUACAUGAUCCAUUCACUGCCGUGGAGACACAGCCUCCCACCAUCCCCACCGAGUUCUUGGACACCGUCACAGAAGCCCUCACAAGUUAUCAUGGUACACCGUCCAGUAGUGGUCGAUCAACACCGACUUUAACCGAGGCUCAGAGUGGACACCCGGUGCAGGUGGGAGAAUGGGGGAUAGGGAACACGACAGAGAGAAGCAGUACUGGCUCCACCUCCACUGGCUACUCAUGGGAUGAAUUUGACAAGCAGGCUGCCAAGAAAGUUCAGCAUUUGUUUGAGGAGAUUGACUCGGUUUUGUUUGAGCAGAGUAGAGGGGCGCCACCCUAUAUUCACAAGGAGUGCCAGGAAUGGGGAACACAGUUUCCACAUCUCAGAAUACUGGGAAAUCAACUGAUGAGUCCCAGGGACCAAGGGUUCCAGCUGAUCGAACGAGAGGGGUCGCGACCUAUGACAGGCAGUCUAGGAUUGAUGGAUGUGACCGACAUUGAAAUUGCAGCUACUCAAGAUAUUCAGGGAUUAUCAUUAUCAGGGAAAAGUCUUCGAGCCAGGAAGCCUCCGGUAGAAGCUCGCUCCAACAGACAGGGUGUGGAUGCUCCCAUCACUGAGUUCACUCACUUAGAGGAGGAAAUCUUUGAGCAGGAGGGAGAAUAUGAAGAAGUCAUAGCAAUCGAAUACAAAGAUUUAUAUGAGGAAAGUUCCAAUGAUAAAAAGCAAUUAACACCCAGAAGGAGACGAGUGGGGUACCCACCUAUAACCCCCAAUGCCAGCAUCAAAGACAGUGUGAUCAGCUCAGCGUUUGAUAAUAUAUGGCAGGAGAUUGUUUCAUGGAUACAGCCACUCACAAGAAAAUACACAGUUAUGGUUCUUGAUGAAAGAAAACCCAUCCGAGUGCCAAUAUUGGACCAGAUCCGUCCUGAUCAUCUGUUACCUCCGUCCAGGGAAACUUCCUUCAACUUCCUCAACAACAAGAUACAGAGGUCGAACACCACAAUAGGAGUGACUACUGGUGCUCGUUUAGAAAAUGUUCUUCACAUAUCUACAAAGAAGUUACAGAGUCGAGAAACCACAUCACUACAUGACUCUGAUCCAAUGAUUAACACAGCCCGCCCUGCCUCGAGUGUCAACCCCUCUCUGAAAACCCCAAAUCGUCCCUACAGUGUCAAACUGACUCAGCAGAGAGGAACACGAAGUGGGCUGAUCCGACUCGCCCCCAUUGACAGAUCAAAAACUCCCAAUGUGCUUAUCAGAGAGACAAAACACAGAGAGGAUGAAAAACCAGGACCAAGUGGUGCACUAAAAGUGACCCGUCUGACCCCCCAGAGUGAACGUCUCUCCUCCCCUCCCACUCAGCAUCAAAGAAAUGGGACCCUGCCCCCGCUAGGCGUAGAUCAAGAUGGAAUAGCCAGUCCUAGUCAGAGUCGAGCACAGAAAAAAGUGUAUAGUGCAAAUCGUGCAAGUAGUGCUGUAGAUAAAGAUAUCCGAAGCUUUAAAGAUAGAUACACAAUGCCGUCUGAUACCCGUCCAAGCACAACUCACGCCAUGCGGUCUGACACACCCCUAGGAGGGAACACCUCACGCAGAGCUUCCACGCCUUUUGGAGGAUUCAAUCCAGUGCCCCAGAGGAAUGCCCAAAUGAUAGGGGCCUCCAUGCUGGGAAUAACAGGAAGUGGACUACAACCUUCAUCAGAUUUGGGUCACCUGACCAAUUACCCACCGGACAUCAUGGAGGAUGCGGAGGUCAAUUUGGACUACCACAACCAGUGGACCCCCUCCCCUCCCAGUCAUCAUAAUCCAUACAGCAGACGUUAUCGAAAUAGUUCUAUGGUGAGAUCAUAACCACAGGACAACUAAACUCCUGCCCAUGCAAGUGCCAAAUCUAAUCCAAACCGUGGAGUCUGAGAGAACGCCCUCCCUUGCAAUGAAUUCCCACGUCCAUCUGCGGACGCCGCCAUGUCGUGCUCUGAAGGUGCACAGCCAGUGAGGCGAGGCUGAGAAGCGACAGGACACACUGACAUUGUAAUUUUCUUACAGUUUCUUGACUUGUGAUGGUAGUGUCUUGUAAUCAAAUAUGGUGCAGAAUCUCAUACCCCGAAACUAUCAAGCAUCAAAAAUCCCAAGAGGAACUGAUUUGAAAGGGAAAUAACUCAUUCAUUAGCUCCAUGUGAUCUCCUAUGUUUAUAAUGUUUACUGUGAUAAGUAUGUAUCUGUGUGUGGCUGACUGCGAGGAAUGUCUGUAAAUAUGUACACUUCCUGUGCGUUGCUUUUCGAUAUUCUUAAAUCAGGCAGCUAAGGCUCUGAUCUGGAACUUCAUGAAAACAAGUUUCUACCUCCCUCCAAAAAAAGUUCUAAGCAUACUUGUGUUAGAAAUCUGAGAAUUUUAAAAGUUUCCUGUGAUUUAUAUUAUGUUGACCAGGUCUGUUCUCAUUCUCCUAUUUAUUGGGGAAGUCUUGAAUUCCACAAAUAUUAAUGUUAUGUUCAUCUGUGAAUGCUUCAGGCACAGCCUGUCAACCCAACUAAAUGGCAUUUAUUUUAAUAUAUGUAUUGUGUUUUUGCCAAAAUAUGAAUGGGUGGACAAUUGUAGUUAUGCUUUUCAUCUCAGUUUGUGAUAGUUCAUUCCCAAGGCCAUGGUCUACUUUGUUCUGUCUAAAGCAUGAUAGUGUAAUAGAGCAUGUUAAGAAAAAACACCUUGAUUUUAAUAUUAGCGUUUGUGUUGCGGAGUCCGGUACUGGAGGGUGGUGUGAAUGUAAAGUGGUACGAGUGGGAUGUCAUGGUGUCUGUAUAAAAAUGUUUUACUCCAUGGAUUGGUAAUACUGUACAUGCUGUCAUGGAAACACAUCAUAAACAUUGUAAAUGUCAACUCAGGGUUUCUGUAAAUAGUUAAAUGCAAUCAUAUGUAGAUUGUACACUCGAACCUCUCUGAAUGUAUCUGAUGUGACCAAAUGGAAGAGACAUCUGUUUUUCUGCUGUUUGCUGCAUGUAACUCAAUUUUUGGUCUGGUCCGCCAUGUCUCCUCUGAUUUUUUGCGCAGUCCAUUAUUGUAUGCAUGUGUAGCAGAGAUGACAAUUGAAUUCAGAAAAGUUGUAUACAAGAUAUGAGAGUAUACCAUAUAUUUUGAGUAAAUUUGACGUGCUGGAAAUGUUGCAUUUAUUUGGCAGAUGAAGAAAAUCUGCCAACAUUUCUAGCACCCAAAUUUCUAUUCAUAUAAAUGAUACACUUUUUAACUGAAAUUUCACCACCAAACAGCACUAAGAUUUCAAGCUCCUUUUAAAUGAAAAAUCUACUAAAUAUUUCCUAUGCCAACAUCACUAAAUAUAUGGUAGAUUGCAUUUUGUUUUUAGCACAAUCAUUUAGGACCCAAAAUAUUAGAACAGAAUGUAUCUGAUUAGAAUUCAAAAAGUUUGUGAAAUGAACCAUUAUAAAAAUAUGAUGAAUUAAAUCAUAUUUCCAUACAUAUCAAGUACAUGUACUAACUAGAACAUGCAAUUAAUAUUCUGACAUUCAAUUCCUACAUUGAUCUUUAAACAGAUAGGUAUUGUAGCAGUGUGAAUGGUAUUGAUGAUUGUGAGGAAAAUACAUGUUGUUUAAUUGUUGUUUGUAUGUGCUAUUUUUUUUUUCAUGAAACAUGUGAAUGCCAACAUAUUAACUGUAGCUAUGUGCAAUAUGUGAUCUGCUACCAAUAGCUGUAAAUAAAUAGGUCUAUACUGAAA